Fulvia fulva is the source of this 1554-nucleotide messenger RNA. RefSeq lists its product as uncharacterized. Gene Ontology annotation, cellular component: preribosome, small subunit precursor; cytosol; nucleus. Bases 1 to 1554 code for a protein of 517 amino acids. The record is from RefSeq and is a predicted model, not a curated record. NCBI's taxonomy places the organism in Eukaryota, Fungi, Ascomycota, Dothideomycetes, Mycosphaerellales, Mycosphaerellaceae. The transcript has a single exon. Gene Ontology annotation, biological process: ribosomal small subunit biogenesis; ribosomal small subunit export from nucleus.
AUGCCUCGCCAGAAGCCCUUCUCCAAGAAAGAUGGCGCUGUCCACUUCCAGCUCCUGCAUCGCGCCCAGAAUGACCCGCUCAUUCACGACGAAAGCGCACCGUCCAUGGUCUUUGCCGAAAUCGAGAAAACGCAACCACGACAACAACGACGCGAAGACGAAUAUGCUUCUAGCAGCGCAGCAUCGCAAUAUAGCGGCGCCUCAUAUCGCUCGUACAGAUCCACCAAGUCGAAAGUGCGCGGCGACCUUGAGGAUGAAUUCGGCAUGAGCUUCAAGCAGAAUGAGGGAGAGGCGGCGCAACAUGGUGUCUUCUAUGACGAUACGCAGUACGACUACAUGCAGCAUAUGAAAGAUCUGGGAACAGGUGAAGGUGCUGUGACAUGGGUCGAAGCAAAUCUACCGCAGAAAGACAAGGGUAAAGGCAAGCAGAGGUUGGAAGAUGCGCUACGGGAUAUGGACCUGGACGAUAUGCGAAGUGUUGGGCAAAGCUCAAUGACGAGCAGUGUUGCGAGAAGUCUGUUGCCAGAGGAAGUGCUACCAAGUGAGUUUGUGCAGAAGAGGUCGUACCAAGACAUGCAAGAUGUGCCAGACGAGAUUGCAGGUUUCCAGCCGGACAUGGACCCCAGAUUACGGGAAGUGCUCGAGGCGCUGGAAGAUGAAGAGUAUGUGGACGAUGAGGAGGACAUCUUCGGAGAGCUGACGCAGGAUGGCUGGGAGGUGGACAGAGACGAGUGGGAGAGGCUAGGAGAGCAGCAAAUGUUCGACGAGGACGAUGAUGCAGGCUGGGAGAGCGACGACACAAUCAAAGCGCCUACGUCUCCUCCCUCAACCUCAGACCUACCCGACCCGAAUCUACCCUUACCAGCAGGCGAAGACGCAGCACCCCCAGAAGACCCUCAGGCAGUACCCACAGCGGAUCCCACACACGGCGCAUGGCUCGACGAGUUCAAGAAGUUCAAGAAGGCCGAGAAGGAUGACAAACCCGAGAAAGCACAUCAAGGCUUCGCGCCUUCCACGCUCGAGUCCUCCGCCCUUUCAUCUCUCGCUACAGGCCGCAAGAAGAAGCGCAAGGGAGCACAGACCUCAACCUCCAACUACUCCAUGACAUCCUCCGCCCUUGUACGAACAGGCCAGCUUACACACCUCGACGACCGAUUCGACAAGAUGGAAGCGAACUACUCCUUGGCCGAGUUCCCCGAAGAGGAGGAAGAUGACUACCUAGCUGACACGGGAUCAAUGGCGUCUGGCAUGACUGGCAUGUCCAAAGCAUCGCGGGUGUCGAAAUAUUCCACCACCAGCGGGAUGAGCGGUGUCAGUGGCAUCUCCUCAUACUCCCGAGCCACAGACUCGGAAGCACCCAAGCUGGUACGGUCCGACUUCGACUCGGUGUGCGACGAGUUCCUAGGCUCGCACAGCAAAGUCGGCAAGAACGCGAGGAGGGUAAGAAGAGGUGCGCCACAAAGCGGCAUUGAGCAGCUGGACUCUGUGAGGAGAGAGUUGGGUGAUCCGAAGAAGUUCAUCUCGAACCGAUAUCGAAGCACGAAGGCUUCGUGA